CCGCCAGCACCUUUCUACGACUCCGACUCUCUCGUCACAUUCGAUCACAUACUUCCCGUUUACGUCUAUCAGACUCAUUCUCGGGCGCCAUGUCUGAAGACUCCUCUCACGAUCCCUUGGGCACCUUGUUCCCCGCCGCGGAGAAGAUCACGCCUUUCCAAGACUGGCCAUGGCCUGAGUGGGACGCAGCUAUUGGGGACCGCAUAUUGGCCAGCAACAAGUAUGUUGCCUACAUUGCCGCACUGCUUGGUGUUGAAACCCUCAAGUUCGUCAAGACCGGAGUGUCCAAAGCUACGAAAGGAGCCCCCGACUUGGCAAAAGACAGGGUCACUCUUGCAAUCUAUCACAAAGGAGCCGUCAAUUGCCUGAACAACAUCAGGUCGGAAAUUCCAGAAGAGGAGGAGAAGUGGGUUCACUUGCAACAGUGCCUCGAUGAUCUCGAGAUGAAUCUCCACCGGCAGUUCGUGUUUCACAUGGAGGAUCUUAAGGCGCAGCAUCGCGAGUUGUGGGCCGUGAAGAUUGCCAUGCAAAAUCGCAUGGCGGCUGCAGGCGUCAAUGAUCAACGCGUAGUUGAGGUCGACGACAAUAAUGAGGACGGCAGGGAGGAUGAUGGUAAGGAUAACACCAAGAACGAGACCGACCAGAAGGAGAAUGGCCAGAAGGAGAAUGACAAGAAGGAGAAUGGCAAGAAGAAGAAUGGCAAGAAGGAGAACGGCAAGAAGAAGAAGAAGGGCGGCAAAAAGAACUAGGC
Periconia digitata is the source of this 751-nucleotide messenger RNA. Lineage: Eukaryota; Fungi; Ascomycota; Dothideomycetes; Pleosporales; Periconiaceae. The record is from the annotation of a GenBank genome assembly.